AUGGCACUGCCCAUCGAAGGUGGAACCUGGGCUGAGCCCGGGGCGUGCCUGGGCUUGAUGCCGGUCUUGGCCGACCACAGGCUCCCCAAGUCUGCCACCCUGCUGCACAGCUCCGCCAACCCACGCAUGGACCUCGUCCUCUUGCUCACCAAGGAUGAGGCCGCCGCUGCGGCCACCACAGCUGCGGGCGCAUCCGCCAACAGGGGAAUGUCGGCCGCACAGCGAGCCCUGAUGCAGCGCAUGAUGGCAAAGCGAGCCGGCCAGGCCGCCGGCCCCGCCACCGCACCCGAACCGACCAGGGGACCCAAGAUCAACAUGGAGCUCUGGAGGCUCGGCGACGACAGCUCCUGCGUGUGGGAGGUGCCCCUCACCGCAGAGCGGCUCCUCGACCCCGAACCGGGCAGCGCGGCCGCCAAAGCAGCGGAGCAGGAGCUCGAGGACCUCUGCGUCCACGACAUCGGCUGGAGCCCGGACGGCGAUCGGCUGGCCGCCCUCUUCUCGGUACGACGCCUGAAAACCGCUGCGGCGGCGUCCGAGCCAAGCGGACGCUAUGUCACGCUCGUCAGGACCUUCUCGGUCCACGACGGACGCCUCUGCAGCACCGCCCUGCUGCACCCCGUCCGAGACAUUCGCACCAAGAGGGAUGCCGAGAGGUUCAAGGCGCCGCACCAGCUCAGCUGGCAUCCCCUCGAUCCGCCUGCGGAGGCAACGGAGGCGGCCAAGAAGGGGCAGACCGCAUCGGCCACUGCCGCAAAGCAGCUGGCCAAGUUCGACCCGCUGCCGCCCGUACCGAGCGCCGACGAGUUCGCCUCGGGAUCUUCGACAGCCAACCUCAUGCCGCACCAGCUGCGUAUGAUGCAGAUGAGCGGGGCACAGAAGCCGCAGCCCAGCUUUGAGCUGCCGAGCUCGAUGCGCGCGUCGGGUCGCGGACCCCUUGCGUCCUAUCCGUGGCUCUUCAAGGACGGCACUGAGCUGGGCCUGGUGGAACGCAGCGACCGUGGCAGCGGCAGCGGCAGCGGCACCGGGCCCAGCCCCCGACCGGCCGACGGCGCCAACAGAGAUACGGCAGCGUCUGACCUCGCUGCCACCUCCAUCCUGUGCGUGGCCAACUCCAAGACCAGCCGGAUCCAUCUUCUGCUCGACGCCUCCAUCCACCUCGGCUCGUUCGCCGCGUGCCCCGCCUACCGCAACGACAAUCUCCCGCACAGGUAUACCACCUCGCACAUCACCACGCACGUGCCUCGCAACCUCUCGACCGUCAUCGUGGGCUUCACCCUUGAUAGAAUUGCGGGACCGAAAGAGUCCAAGCUUUCCGGCGAGCAUGUCGUCAGCCUGCGGGCAACGGAGGCCAAGCUGCCGAUCAAGCAGAGCGGCAAGGCGCACCCCAAGUCGUCGGCCCACCUCAUGAACAAGCUCUCCCGCCUCGGUCACCUCCUCGGCAUCUACGCAGGCUACUCGCUCGACGUGGCCGCCAUCAUCCAGCAGAUCUGGAGCCGCGAGAUACAGCAGGGCGUCAUCGACGAGUGGACCAAGCUGACAAAGGAGCUCCAGGUCAAGUUCGGCUGCGACUACAAGUACGAGCUGCUCAACUCGCUCCUCACCGGCAAGGCCAGCCCGGCCGUCGAGACGCUGCUGCUGGCCAACCUCACCGAGGGCCUUCUGACCCGCUUCGAGCAGACGGCAUUCGCCGCGUUCGACCGGCUCAAGCAGCUGCUCCACGUCAGCCUGCGCCCGGCGCUCGAGCGUAUCCUCAUCUGCCUCAAAGAGUGGCAGGGUCUCUACCGCUACUUCCGCCUCUACAACUUUGGCGGUUUGGAGGACGACGCGCCACAGCGCGAGUCUUCCAAUUCAGGCAGCACCCCUAGCUACGGUUAUACUCAGACCUGUUCGGAAUCCAGCUCAAACGAGGAGCCUGCGCUCGAAGCAAAAAGGCCGGACAAGUCGAACCGGCUGCCCAACAAGUUCAUCAGGGUCAUCCAGGAGUGCCUCGAUACCUGCCUGUCGCUCGCCGAGCUGAUCGACAUCGAGUCGGUCACCGUCGAGGAGUUUUUCCGCUAUUGUCGCUAUGAAAAGGAGCGGCAGGAACGCCUGAAGCAAGACCAGCAAGAGCCCAGGCUCGCCAUCAACUACGACGUGACGACCGUCGCCCGUUUCCUCGAACGCGGCUUCGAGCCUCCGGGCAUCAAGCGGCUGCUGGGCUCCACCCCUCUUGCCAGUGAAAUACCUGCUCCGGACUCUGCGGCUGCAGCUGGUGAUGCUACUGCGACGGAUCUGGCACAGCAGGAGGUCGUGGUCAUCGACGAUAGCGACGACGACGACGAUCUGGGCGAUAGCGAGUUCGACGAACUCGAGGGUGGGAACAGCGUGCUGGACGUGGAUGACGACAUGGACGACGUCGAGCAGCGGGCAGACGCCGGCGAGGAUGCCGAAGUGGUCGAGUCGAGCGCCCUCGAGGCCAUGCUGGCCCAGGCCCGCGCCCAUCUCAAGAAGAUCGAGGCGCUGGUGGAAGCGGCGGGGGCCAAGGAAGGAGGAGCAGGGGCCAAGGGCAAAAAGGGCAAAGGCAAAGCUCCGGCCAAGCGCGCGGCGGCACCAGCACCUCCUCCACCGCCUCCGGCUCCCAAGCGGCCCAGAGGCAGGGAACGCGUCUCGCAAGCCCCUGCCUUUGUCAGCAAGCCUCCGUCGGCGAUGGCCGCACCCUCGCCUCCUCCACAGGUUGCAAGCGGCUCUCGAGACACCUCGAAGCGUGCCGGCGGCUCGACUCGAAAGACGGGUCUGUCGACGACGUCGCCCACCUCGCCUGGCCUGCUGGACGUGCUGGCGACCGUGGUCAGGCAGAUGGGCCAGGUGCUCGGCGACGUCCUGGCCGAAAGCCUGUCCAACGUCAAGAUCAAGUCGACCUACACUGCAUCCACGCGGGUGUUUCACGGCAAGAUCCCAAUCGAAGACGAAGCCAAAGGCCCGAUCCCGAAGCGCCCCCUCACCGCUUGUGACGCCAUCGAGUCGCUUGCCAGCGUCCCGGCGCAGCAGCCCGAGCCUGCUCCGAGGCUCCUCAAGGUGGCCAGCGCGCAUGGACAGGACCGCGUCAACAGCAAGGACUUCACCGAAUACUUUGUGGCGACCUGCACCCGGGCGAGCUACGGCUUGAAUCCCGCCGGCAGCGAUGGCGCGGUCGCUGCUGGCGACAAUCAGCCCGAGUUUGACCGCCUCAUCGUAUGGGCCUGGACGCCCAAGAUGCGCACGAUUGAGCAUCAGUACCUCAUGUUCGGCUUCAGAUCGGCCCAUGUCUUCCAAGGGCAGGCCCAGGGCGCGACGAUCCUCGACUAUGCCUACUAUGAUCAUCGUGAGCUGGUGCUCCUCGUCCGCCUUCCCCUGUCUGGCGCCGCUGCCCAACCCGCCAGUGCCGCCGCAUCCUCUGCUUCUGCAAGCGGCGCCGGCCGCGGUCGCGGCAGGAAGCGCAAGACGCGGGCGUCCGACGCCAACGGCGGCAGCACCGACGACGGCGGUGGCGGCGGCGAUGACGACGACACCGCCGCCGCGCGCUACUUUAUCGCCACCUUCUGGCAGGAUGAGCACGUGCGGGGUCUCCUCUUCGAAGAAGAUUAUCAUCCGCUCGAGGAUGUGCCUCUACAGCUGGAGCGCGUCACAGAGCUCCCGACGGGCUUCCGCGCUGCCAGCAUGUCGAUGAGCGAACGCAAAAAGACGGUCGCCGUCGUCAACCGCCAGCGCAACCGCAUCGUCUACGUCGACCUGACGCGCGACUGGCAGCCCGCCCCCAUACAAACCGAACACCAGGUGGGCCGCAGAGGAUGA
This is a messenger RNA of Pseudozyma flocculosa PF-1, 3810 nucleotides long. RefSeq lists its product as uncharacterized. Gene Ontology annotation, biological process: protein K11-linked ubiquitination; positive regulation of mitotic metaphase/anaphase transition; anaphase-promoting complex-dependent catabolic process. The record is from RefSeq and is a predicted model, not a curated record. Gene Ontology annotation, cellular component: nuclear periphery; anaphase-promoting complex. Lineage: Eukaryota; Fungi; Basidiomycota; Ustilaginomycetes; Ustilaginales; Ustilaginaceae. The transcript is spliced from 3 exons. Bases 1 to 3810 code for a protein of 1269 amino acids.